AUCGGAACACACUCGAAUUUCACAGCACAUCACAUGAUCUGCUACAAAUCCACGACGUCGCAACAAUCGUGUUUAUCUGCUCAGAUCCAUUAUAUGUAGCUGAAAGCCACGAGUUAUUUCAACGCAGUGCAAUUCACCUCUACGGUUACUCGAUUACCCUGAGGCCGCGAUUCGUGCCUGAAGCGUCAAAAGUACAACAGUUUUGAGAGCACUGGAUUCAAACGUUGUACGACGUUGAUCCGCAGAUGAGGCGGCUUGGCAAAUGUGAUGGAUGCAGACAGAGAAAAGUCAAGUGUGAUGAAAAGAAACCAUCAUGUGGUGGUUGCCAAAAGGGAAGCCGGCCGUGCAACUACUCCUACCCGCAAGGACAGGGCUUUGCACUGGUGAUGCAAAACCCAAGUCAGAUGACAAGAUAUGGAAGAUCCAUGGCUACCUUAACCAUCUAUCCACUGAGCUCUUCCCAAGCCAGGGAUGAAUCGUCUACUCCGGACUCUGUACCAGUCUUUUCCCCCGACCCCGCAAUUGCUCGUACACCAGAUCCCUCAGACUUGCAUCUCAGAGGCGGCAUGGUAGCUGCAGACGGGCGAGGGGUCUUCCAGACAUUGGCUCCGGUCAAAGUCAAAGCCAGAAAGCCAUCAAAAAAAGUGGAGUCCUAUCAGAGAAGACGGUGUCAGGCGCAUCUGCUCCGUUUGCAACAAGAGGCGUCUCUGGUAUCACAUCGACCCUCCUCUCCUGACACUAGACUGAUUGCCAUGUUUAUCGGUUUGCUUCGUCCUGACUCCACAAACUAUCAGCAUCUGUUCACGCUCGGUGACUGGGUAAAGUCGAUCCCUUCGCGUAUUGGAUCUAGUCCAGUAGUCACAAUGGCCGCCGAGUUCUUCAUCCAAAGCUUUGAUGUGUACCGGGACAAAACGCACUCGAACCAGGCCCUAGCGUUGCGGACCAAAAGCAAGGCCCUGAAGGAGCUACAACUAAGUGUCGUUGCGACACAGCAGCACCCGACAUAUGAUCUCGUGAUUGCAACCAAGCUGCAUUAUGCGGCUGAGGUCUUACUCGGAGUGGACAACAUGCAUUAUGCCAUUCACACACUUGGGCUGACGGAUCUCUUGAAAUCCGGCCUCGUCUCCGGCGCCGAUGAGGGAAACUUCUGGAACAUAAUCGACAAUACAUACAUUGACGAUAUCACCAUUGCGAUGACGGCCGGCCGACUAUCAGUAUACGAUAACGACUUCUACUUGUCUUCAACACACCCUGCCGCGCUCACAAGCAGUACCCUAACCACAGUACAAAGAACCACCCGAGCUAUGAUGCAUAUCCUGAUUCAUUUGCCUCGCCUCAUAUUGACCAUACGACAUGCGCUUCAAAGCCCUGGCGAUGUUGUUGUUCUUGCAUCAGCUAUUUCAAUUGCUGAGAAUUUAUGGCUUCUAACUGAGCAAAGUCACUUUGCCGGAUUCAUUGAAGCGUCAAUUGCAACGGUUGAUGAACCCAUUGAAGAUGCGGUCGCAGACAUCCUCUUACACGGGGUACGUUUUGAUACCGCUCAAAAUAUGGUAAUUUGCACGCGAUACUGGUUGCUCCAAGUCCUGCUGAGUGGCACGAUCGAUACAUUGUACAGGAGGUUCCCGCACGCGUGCGCCUUGUCGCUUCUUCCUGACCCCGAGACCUUGCACCGCGUGGACACGAAUGCCGCAGCUCAGCUUGGAAGAGUCGUAUUGGGGCUCGAUGCUGACCCUUCGCCGCUGACGUUGGUUCGUACGCAUGGGCCGUUAUCAGGAUCUAUUGGAGCGUGGCACAGACAGAUCCGGUACCUCUCUUCGCGUUUGUCCUUUUCCGAUGAUUCAACAACGGACCACUCGCAACAGAUAAAUGAUCUCCUCGCAGCGGAGAGGAUGAAGCGCUGGCUUCUGGCCAGGUGCAACGUGAUUCUGAAACGCUUGAACAUUAGUCGGGUCGACGAAAGAGCCUGGCUGGAGGCCUUGGACUGUAUGGCUGGCGAGGAGCUGGUCGAUUGGAUACCGUCCAAGGUAAGCUUCGGCUCUGAAGAUGGCGAGAUAGUGAUGAAACUUGAGUACAGCGAUCGCACAGCAAACGGGGACCCUCGUUCGAUGGGCGGCACGACGCGAGUGUUCAAUGUUCAAAAUCCAGCAAAAUUUGGGCCACAGCACCUGCGCGAGUGGGUCAAAGGAAAUGGUGGUCCAGCUUCUCAAUGACUAACGGCCACUUUCCAAGCUUGCAAGUUCCGUCUGGGCCUGCCCGUCGUAUGCAUUUGG
This is a messenger RNA of Macroventuria anomochaeta, 2270 nucleotides long. RefSeq lists its product as uncharacterized. The transcript is spliced from 4 exons. The coding region runs from base 246 to 2210 and encodes 654 amino acids. Gene Ontology annotation, biological process: regulation of DNA-templated transcription. The record is from RefSeq and is a predicted model, not a curated record. Gene Ontology annotation, molecular function: zinc ion binding; DNA-binding transcription factor activity, RNA polymerase II-specific. Lineage: Eukaryota; Fungi; Ascomycota; Dothideomycetes; Pleosporales; Didymellaceae.